CGCAAUGAGAAAUAUGAAUUUUAUUUGUUAAUAAUCACUCGAACAGAGAGCACUUGCAUAUUCUAUAUAUAUGUUAAAUCUGAUGUAAAAAAAACAUUUCCUUAUAUUGUUCAUAGAAAGGAACACGAAAAUAAACGUUCUUAUCAAGAGACACACACUGCUCGGUUAAACUGAUUUUUUUUUUCGUCGAUAGUUUUCGAACGGUUAUCUGAAAGCAAUUACAACCAACGAUAAUUUUGUGAUCAUGUGAAAAAUAUGUGUGUGGACGAUUUAUAUCUACUAAGAGAACUUAUUCAAAUAAUUGAGAGUGUGAUUACAUUUGCAUAAUUAAUUGAUUACAAUUAAUAUUAUUGCUCUUCACAUUUUUGUCGUGCAAAUACUAUUCGUAAAUAUCAGUAACUAAAAACGACUGGAUCAUUGACCAUCAUAGAACUAUUAAAACGAAACAAAGAAAUACGGUGCUUCGAACACAAUCGGUUCAGAUAAAUAAAAGAGAAUUUGUAAACGUGUGUCUACAGUCAACAUCCACAAUUGAUACCUUCAACUGAAUCAAAAUGAUACUGCCCAACAACACGGGAGGAUGGUUCCUUCAAUCAUUAAUAAUUCUGGCUAAUCAGACGGAUCGAAGUCCGAACAAUACGUUCGGAGACUAUUUACAUUUGCCUAUUGGCGCGAGUACUGAUUCAAAAACUCCCAAAUGCUAUGGAGUCUACGGCUGCUUUCCAAUCGAAUAUCCAUGGACGACAAUAACGCGACCGGUCAGCCUUUAUCCAGAAAGUCCCAAUAAAAUCAAUGUCAACUUUCCCGUAUUCAAUCGACACAAUCGACAAAUACCGUGGAAGCUCGAUCUGAACGAUCCGAAAAAGACGAAAGGCAUCGGAAUAAAUCCGUACGGAAAUAUCUAUUUCAUUGCACAUGGGUACAUCGACUCUGGGGACAGGCCAUGGAUUCAAGACAUGACGAAUGCUUUACUUGAUGAAGAUCCACAGGGAACAGCAACAGUGAUAGUGGUUGACUGGGGCGAUGGUUCUAGCCCUCCUUACACACAGGCUGUGGCUAAUAUUCGUUUGAUCGGUGCCAUUACCGCGCAUGUCAUUCACAUGGUCUAUGAAGAAUUGAGUUUACCCAAUACAUACAAAAUUCACAUGAUCGGCCAUUCCCUUGGGGCACAUUUGUGUGGUUAUGCCGGUUAUUAUUUGCAGAAGGACUUUGGUCUGACGCUGGGUCGCAUUACCGCACUCGAUCCUGCAGAGCCACUAUUUACCGACACUGAUCCGAUAGUACGUCUCGAUCGAACCGAUGCUAAUUAUGUGGAUGUCAUACACACUGAUACUUUGCCAUUCACCAGCGGUGGUCUUGGCAUGAGAAUGGCUAUUGGACAUGUGGACUUUUACCCAAACGGAGGUUACAACAAUCCAGGUUGCGACGGUCCCGUUCAGGACUACAUAACGCAAGAGAAAGGUUCACUGUUCUGGGGAGUUCAACAGUUUGUCAGUUGCAAUCACAUUCGUGCCCAUCAGUUCAUGACCGAUAGCAUACGAUCGAAGUGUCCAUUUAAUGGCAUCAGCUGCGACAGUUACGAUGACUUCAAGGAGGGGUAUUGCUUCGAUUGUAACCAAGACGAUGGAUAUCGUUGCUUUAAAUUUGGCCUCAAGAGCAUCGACAGCUAUGAAACGUUAGUGUCGCAGGGCAAGAUAAUGGAUGCCGAACCGAUUAAAGUUUAUUUGAUGACAAACGGCAAAAGUCCAUACUGUCGAACCCAUUACAAAGUCACCAUAAAAAUGUCAUCGUCGAUGGAAAGUACGAUGCAUGGCGGUGAGGUCGGAGACAUGUGGAUUAUUAUACAUGCUGAUCAACACAAUGCCACGGAAAAGAUGCGACUAUCGCCCGAAACAGUAUCGCGAUUCUACGAACCUGGACUGGAGUACACAGCUGUUGCUUCGGGAAGAGAUAUUGGCAUUCCAAAGUAUGCCUACAUGGAAUGGGAGUAUAAAGCAAAUCCAUUGAACCCGUUGACUUGGAGAAUAUUAUCGACGCCGAGAGUCUACGUGGAAUACAUAACAAUAGAGUCGCUAGAACAUCGAUCAAAGCUGAAGCUAUGUCCGAUUUUUGGUAAUCCAGUUCAAGCAGAUAGUGAAAACUUGUUCAUGGACGACUAUUGUAAGGAUUACAACAAACGAUUUUCUGCCGGUUCCAAUCGAUACAACGACUAGACGAUUCAGCCUUCUCACGUCCUCUAUCGAACAAUGCACUUUUUUUUGUAGUAUUUAAUGUGUUAGCUUUAGUAAUCGAUGACCAAAGAAUUGACGUACGAUGGUGCGUGGCUAAAUAAAAAUUUACUUUUUUUUUAAGAAAAAAAAAA
Bradysia coprophila is the source of this 2362-nucleotide messenger RNA. RefSeq names its product pancreatic lipase-related protein 2. The record is from RefSeq and is a predicted model, not a curated record. NCBI's taxonomy places the organism in Eukaryota, Metazoa, Arthropoda, Insecta, Diptera, Sciaridae. Gene Ontology annotation, molecular function: lipase activity. Gene Ontology annotation, biological process: lipid catabolic process.